Calliphora vicina (urban bluebottle blowfly) is the source of this 8316-nucleotide messenger RNA. It is a transcript of the gene Oatp30B, whose product is annotated as Organic anion transporting polypeptide 30B. Bases 705 to 4610 code for a protein of 1301 amino acids. NCBI's taxonomy places the organism in Eukaryota, Metazoa, Arthropoda, Insecta, Diptera, Calliphoridae. The transcript has 12 exons. Gene Ontology annotation, biological process: transmembrane transport; sodium-independent organic anion transport. Gene Ontology annotation, molecular function: protein binding. The record is from RefSeq and is a predicted model, not a curated record. Gene Ontology annotation, cellular component: plasma membrane.
AUUCAUGUCAAUUCAGUUUAUUGGUGUUAACUCAGUUAUUCGGUCGCAAAAUCGGGACAAGAAAACGAAAAUAGAUUAAAUAUAAAAAACUAAAUACCUAUACCUAUGUAUAGAAAAAAAACAAAGAAAAAUCUGUAUGAAUUUGAAUAAAUUUUUUCAUUUAUGAUUUUUUUAUUUUUGGUGUGAGAAAUACAAAAGAAUCUAAAGUGAACUGCUGUGAGUAAAUGUGUAUCUUUAAGGUAUAAAAAAGUCUAGGUACUAAAUCCACAUGUAGAUACUGCACGGCUGAGAGAGUUAAUUUUCUACGACGGUUGGUAAAAUUAUCACAAAAAUAACAAAAAAAACUAAAGUGUUAAACAAAAUAUCAAAUAAAUAAUAACAAAAUCAAUAAAAAUAUAAAAAAUAAUAUACAAGAAAAAAAAAUUAACCAACAUAAAAUUAUUAUUUAAAGAAAAAAUAAGAAAAAGUGUGUUUGUUAGUUAAUUUUAACAUUUGACAUUUAAAAUUUGUGGAGAACGACACGAGCAAAUACAAGUACAGCAGCAGCAGCAGAAAUCUUUAAUACAACAAAGAAGAAUAGACCCCCUACACUUGCAUCUCUUCUUCUAAAAUCUUUAAAAAAACAAGCAACAGAUGCAGUAGUAGUUAGUAGAUGCCACAACAAUAUUUAAAAAAUAGAAUUGCAAACUGCGAAUGAGUUAAUAAUGACUGGAAAGAAACCGGAAAAGUCCGGUCAUUGUAGCUGCUCAACGGAUCAACAGUAUGUGAAUCCCUCUUUUGAACAGGAUGGUAAUGUUGGCAGUGUUGCUGGCGCCAUUGGUAGUCUUCCUUCGACAUACAACAAUAGGCGUCCUAGUGGAAAUUUUGCCCAUUCACUAGAUGGCGGAACUGGAGGUGUCAAUACAAAGGAUUGUACCUCAAACGACAGCGGAUGUUGUGCAAUGCAUAACAAUUCAAAUAGUACUACACAUCGCAAGGGUCACAGACGUCAAGAGUCAAUGUAUCAGAUGACUGGUCUCUACUCGGAAACAAAUAGUGGUGAUGACAGCAGCAUCGAUUUAGCUGAAGAUCACUUAGGAAAUACAAAUGCAAUUGGCAGUACAGCGACAACGACGACGACGACGAAAUCGUCGACGAUGCCGUCAACCAAUGCAACUGUGCUUGCAAAUAAUGCCCGCAAUUUACAUGCUAAGACGUCCUCCUGCUCUGAUACCGUUAUCAAGUGCCACAGCCGUCAGUCGUCGGCUGUACUUGGUAAUACACAGCAUAAUCAUAGCAAUUUGCAUGGUGGUCAACACAAUGCAACCAGCAAUAACCCUACAUGUGGCCUUAAUGAUGACGACGACGAUGACUUGUGUUCACAAGACUGUGGCAUAUUGGGAUGUCGUCCAGGGGGCAUACAGAAAUUUGCCCGCAUUAAAAUAUUCGUUCUAUUGCUAUCCAUGUUGGUCAUGCUGCAACAGGCUCUAAGUUCGGGUUAUAUUAAUUCCGUGAUAACAACAAUUGAGAAACGUUUCGAAAUACCCUCCAGUUAUUCGGGACUAAUAGCGUCCAGCUAUGAAAUUGGUAAUGUCAUCACCGUGAUAUUUGUCAGUUAUUUGGGUAGUCGUCGUCAUAUACCGGUAUGGAUUGGCAUUGGUGCCGUUAUUAUGGGUAUUGGAUCAUUGGUGUUUAUGGUGCCACAUUUCACAAGCGAACCCAAUCCGGGUGUUUCCAUUGCCAAUGAAACCAGUGACAAUAUAUGCCGCAGUGCUUUAGUGCGUAAUCAAGAUAUGGAUUUGGGCAGACUUUCGAGUGGUCUAUCAAAUCCUCCUUUGGCACCACACACUCUGCGCGAGGAUAAUUGUCUCGAGGGCAAACUAUCAACAUUUGGCCCAGUGCUGUUGUUUGUCAUUGCCCAAUUGUUGUUGGGUUGUGGUGGCAGUCCUUUAUUUACUUUGGGCACGACAUAUGUUGACGACCAUGUCAAGACGGAGAGUUCUUCCAUGUACAUUGGUUGCAUGUAUAGUAUGGCGGCUUUUGGUCCCGUUGUUGGUUUUCUACUAGGUGCAUAUUUAUUAUCAUUUCACAUGGAUUCGCUUUCCUCUUCUAUAAUUUCCAUUGAUCAAGGAGAUCGUCGUUGGGUUGGCAUGUGGUGGGGUGGCUUUCUAUUGUGUGGUGUUUUGCUGCUAAUUGUUGCAAUACCAUUCUUCUCAUUCCCCAAGGUCUUAACACAUGAAAAGAAGAAAAUGCGCAAAGCUUCUGUGGUAAUACAGCCAGCUGUACCCAAUAAUUCCAACAGCUUGCCUCGCAAUACCGAUGAAACGGGUAAAAUUAAAAAGGAAAUCGUUUCCGUGGCCACAAAAGAAGAACCCGAGAAACCUAAAGUAGAUACAGGCUAUGGAAAGGACAUUAAAGAUAUACCACAAUCUAUGCUACGUCUCGUCACGAAUCCUAUUUACAUUGUAACGUGUCUGGGUGCCUGUAUGGAACUAAUGAUUGUUUCCGGUUUUGUGGUAUUCUUGCCGAAAUAUUUGGAAACCCAAUUUAGUUUGGGCAAAAGUCAGGCUAGUGUUUUUACCGGAUCCAUUGCUAUACCGGGAGCCUGUAUUGGCAUCUUUGUUGGCGGCUGUAUACUUAAACGGUUUCAAUUGAAACCCAAGGGAGCGGUGACAUUUGUUCUCAUUUCGAAUGUCAUUUGUUUGUGUCUCUUUGCCAUGUUGUUCUUUUUGGGCUGUGACAAUUUGAAAAUGGCCGGCACUACCAUGCCGUAUUAUAAUAGUUCCAAACCGGGAUCGCUGGAACCAUUCCAAGUCAAUUUGACAGCAGCUUGUAAUUUUGGUUGCGAGUGUUUGACAAGUGAUGUGGAACCAGUGUGUGGAAAUAAUGGUCUCACCUAUUUCAGUCCCUGUCAUGCGGGAUGUACGGCUUUCUCGUCCAGCUCAAAUUAUACAAAUUGUGCAUGUGUUCAUGCUAAUAUCUCCAGUAGCAUUUAUUUGGGAGCCGGAGGUAGCCAGGCUCAAGCCCUUAAUGCCAAUGAAAAUUUCGCUGAAGUUACUGUAGUUCCUGUUGCCACUGCCGGUCCUUGUGCCAAUCCCUGCCGUAAUAUCUAUCCAUUCCUUAUAUUGCUCUUCUUCAUGACCUUCAUUGUGGCUGCCACUCAAAUGCCUCUACUCAUGAUUGUCCUACGUUCUGUGUCCGAAGAAGAGCGCUCAUUCGCUUUAGGCAUGCAAUUUGUUAUAUUCCGUCUAUUUGGUUAUAUACCAGCACCCAUACUUUUUGGUAACCUCAUCGAUUCCACCUGUUUGUUGUGGAAGUCAUCGUGUGGUCAGAAAGGUGGUCGUUGCUUAAUUUAUGACAUUGAAAAGUUUCGUUACAAAUAUGUGGGACUUUGUGCUUCAGUGAAAAUUAUAGCAUUGGCCAUAUUUAUGGUAGAUUGGUGGUUGGUUAGACGCCGUAAGCAAUUGGAUAAAAUGAAGCCAUUGAAUGCAAGCGAUCCUGUAAUAGGAUCCAUAAUAAGUUUAGACAAACUUUUUGAAGAAAAGCUGUCCGGUCAUGACAACAAUCCCAACUACGAUGAUGGUGAAUUGGCUUUGAAAUCGGAUAAUUAUCGUCAUUCUCGUAAUAAUUCUCGCACAGUUCAACUUGAAUAUGGCUAUGAUAAAUGCAACAAUGCCAUGAUGGCAAAUACCCAAGCAGUUCCUCAAACCAAAUCAAAGAAACAUUUCCGUAGUGCUUCGUGUGAUGUGAAAAUGAUACGUAGCUUUGCCAAGGAUCAUAAUACGAAUCCAGCCAUGGAUGUUUGUGAGACUUCGAAAUUCAAGAAUCUGAAAAAACUUCAUACACAUUCCCGCAACAAUUCAAGUGACCUUAAUACUGAAUUCCGACACAAAUUGGUGGCUCACUCCAAUUCCUGUUCCCGAGAUGAUCCCAAUUUCAGUAUACGCUUUAUACAAAAUCAACUGAAGCCCCAUGAAGAUGAAGAAGACGAAGAUGAGCUGACCACCGGUUGUGGUCAUUUCGUACGCAAACAUUCACGCAAUCAUUCAUACGAUCAGAUCUAUAUGCCCAAUAAUAUUCGUUUCGAUCCAGAAUUCUUCCGUGGUCAUAACAAUCACCACCACAAUAAUCAUCAUCUUCAUCACAACAACAACAAUAAGAAAAAUGUUAAUUUGCUCAAAAAUGUGGUGGAAAGUAAAUUGAAAAAUUCAAACGAGACUAACGAAUCCGGCUCACGCGGCCAUUCACGCAACAAUUCUAAGGACUUGAAUAUAAAGGUUUCACAAACAAAUACUAAUGCCGGUGCCAGCAAUAAUACCGGCCCCACUAGUACCGCUUUAAUAGCUGAAUCGGCUUUAAGUAUAUUAAGACAUCGCCGUACAAAUUCUAAAGACUUAAAUCACGUAGCUAACGCUAGUAGCACCAGUGAUCAUCCGAUAGCUACCGGUGUUGUAGCCGUUGGCUCGGGUGCCCUGAGUAACAAUAGCAACAAAAAACAUUCUCGCAACUCUUCUCAUCAGAAAAUCCAAAUAGAUGACGAUCGCAGUGGUCUGAUAGACAAUGACAACAACGAAAACGAUGACGACGAUGAUGAGGCAGUGGAGCAGCAACAAGAAAUUGUCAAUAUCUAAAGGAGACUUUAUUUAGUUUAGCUUUUUUUAUUAUUUUGUUUCUUUUUAUUUCAAAUGUGCAAUACAUUCCCUCUUAAUAAUUUGCUAAAGACAAAAGGAUUUACAUUUUGCUCUUUAUUCUUAUUUGGGAAGAGUGAUCAAAAAUUUAAAUUUAAUAGUAAUGAAUAGUGUUUAGAUUACUUUCUUAAACGAAUUGUGGAUUUUGGUGCGGAUAUUUUUGUUUUAAUUGAAUGAGUUUCUUGACUCUGUUUUUUGAAUCUCCGACUAAUAUUAUCAUGUUGGCAACAUGUUUUUACAGAACAGAAGAACUUUUAUUAACUGCAGAGCAGUUAGAAAAACUCAGAUAGUCCGAUUUCAAUGAAAUUAUACCACACAUACAUGUGUUCAGCAAUGUAUUCGCUUUUUGACAGGAAACCUUAAAAUAUGUUUUACUUUAAUAUUUAUUGCAUUGUUGUUGUUCUAUAGCUCAAUGAUCAAUUAUUGGAGUACAAAGUUCAAUGCAAUAUACAUAACUCAAAAAAACUACCCCUUUUAUUGGAAAUAAAAAAAAAUUCCAAUAAAAUUAUUCGAAUAAAAGUAUUCGCAUGAAAUUAUUCGAAUAAAACUAUUCGGAUAAAAUUAUUUGAUUAAAAUUAUUCGGAAGUUUCAUGAUUCAUGAAAAAUUUAUCAGCAUUCGUAUGAAAAUAUUCGAAUAAAUUUAAAUUAGAUAAUUUUAUUCCAACAAACUUAUCCGAAUAAUAUUCGCUUGAAAUUAUUCGAAUAAAACUUAAAUUAUGCGAAAAAAAAUUAUUCAUACUUCAUACAUUUUAAUUCAUAAUUUGUAAAUUAGGUUGAAACCUUGCUUGUUAAAAUAUCAAAUUUUUUUGACAUUUAUAUAAUAACUGUGUUAAAUAUCAUUGAAAUCUGAAAAGUCAAAUGCAUCUGUUUUCCACGUUCAGAUGGAUCCUAACUUGUACGAAUUUAAUUAUAUUUAACUUAGAGUUUUAAGUUUUUAUUCAAUUUUAGAUAAUUCAAUUUAUAGAUAAAUACACAUAGAUCGGAAACUCUCCUGUCAAAUACCUAAAUCAGUUGUCAAAAACCAAGUGAUGAGAAUGUAUUAGUAAAACAAAUAUGUUAAAAUAAAAACAACACUCGUAAGUGUGACGUUUUUGAGUAAUUUGUUUUCUAGUUUCCGCUAUGACUUUUACCAUAGAGAAACAUCCCAUCAGUUCUAGGAGACAGUACCGAACUAGUGAUUUUACCCAUCAUUGGGAGCUAGUUACUUCAAUAGCCACGUGACUAGUCAUUUUAACACGGGCAUGUCCUAGGCAGGGGGUCAAUUGUCUCUUUUUGAUUACAAUGGGACUGUCUAAUAGCUGGUCCAAAGUAGGCAACGCAUUGGCUUCACAUACUGGUUACAUAGCGUCAGUUGUCUUACUAGCUUUGUAACUGGUUACUUGAUCAGCUACUUGACUAGUUAUUUUAACACGUGCAUGUCCUAAGCAGGGGCUCAAUUGACCCUUUUGAUUACAAUGGGACUAUCUGAUAGCUGAUCGAAAAUAGUCAACGCUUCUGGUGGGUAAAAUAAAGUGCAGUACAAAAAAAAGUUUGAAGUGACUUCACCAUAGGUUACUAAGAGACACUAAAGUGACUAUUGACUUCAAGAUAUGUUACAUGUGAUAUCAGUAUACUUAAGCAAAAAUAAAAAUAAACUGUAUGAGAAUUAUAUCAACACAAUUUGUAAAAAACCAGUUUGUACGAAUUACUCACAAAACAUUUAAAGUGACUACACUCCAGAUUACUUAGAGACACUUAAGUGUCAAUUGUCUUCACGCUAGAUUACUUGGGAUGUAUAAAGUAACCAAUUGACUAUGAAGUGCACACACGUGUCAAAUGACCAAAUAUAUAAAAUGGUGUCAGCCAAGUGAUAAGAUAUUUGUGACAAUUACUGUUUUUAAGGGAUACAUUGACUACUUGAUUAACUGCUGGGAUAGUUGUUUUACUAAUACAUUCUCACCACUUAAGUUUUUGACAAUUGAGUUAGGUAUUUGACAGGAGAGUUUCCGAUCUAUGUGUAUUUAUCUUUACCGUAAUUGCUAACCGCAUUGGCCAUGAAAUUUAGAAAACAAAUGAAUUCAUUCAAAAUGUGUAGCGAUUCUAUGGAAAAUACAUUAAAAUAAAUAUGAAAAAUACAUAGAGUUCAAUAUUUUGAUUUUAAUCCUUUUUCUUCCAAUAUUUGAUCACUCUUCCAAUUGUUCAAUUGAUUUGUACUUAAUUUUAAAUGUUUCUUCCUUUUUGUUUAACAAAUUUUAUUUUGCAAUUUCUUUGGCUUAAACACCGACAUGGCGACAAAGUCAGCUCUACACAUUCAACUUGGAAUCCAUUCCAUUUCAGAAUGUGUAUGAGAGCGAGCGAGUGUUCCGUUCGCUCGCGUUAGAGGAGAAUGUGUAGUAAAAACAAUAAUUAUAAAAUAAUUAAUUCACAAUAAUUAAGUCUAGCAAUUAUUAGCAAUUAGUUGUAAUGAAGAAAUAUUAUUAAUAUGUAAUAAUAAGUAAUAUCUAAUACUUAUUAUAAAUAGUUUUAUUUUAUAGCUUUUAAGUAGAUGGAUACUGUCUGUAUGUGUGUGAUAUGAAUGAAACUGAAGCAAAUUAAAUUAAUCUCGUAAUACAAACAAAAAUUAAACCAUAAAUUCUUAAAUUUUACAUUAGAAAGAAAGUAAAUGAUAAAAAAAGCAAGAUUGAAAUUUCAUCAUACAACUAUUUAAAUAUUUAGAAAAUUCAACUUAAACAUAAUUUUACACCCAUUAUUUAUAUGAAAGAGUAAAUAAUUAAGAGAAACCUUAAAGAUAAUUCAAAUUGUACUACUAUUUAAAUAUUUACAUACAUCCCAUAAGUAGUAAAUAUUUAGUGAAUAAAUAUGUUUUAACAAAACUAUAAACAAAUAUACAAAAUAUAAAAUAUUGCAAUUUAAAAAAAAGCAAAAAACUCAAACAAACACAUUCAUUUCCAAUGUCAAUGUUAAAGGAAAUCUAGUAAGAGAAAUGGUACACAACUUGAUUUAAAAAAAAAACACAUUACAUUACAAAGAAAACGUUUUAAAUAGCAAAAAUUUUGGUUUUAGUUUAUAAAUUCAAAAGUUAUUGGAAAAUAAAACUAACUAAAUUACUGAAUUAACUAAAAGAAUUAAUAAAUAAUUAAAUGCAAACAUGAAUAAUUAAUAACAAUUGUCAAUGAAAUAAAGUGCUGUGAACAGAUAUCUGAGUAAAAUCAGUUUAACCAGUAGUAAAACAAAUAAUUACAUACAUAAAUAAAUAAUACCUACAUACAUAUAAUAAUUAAUUAAUAAUCUAAACAAAUAAAUAAAUAAACUGAUUUUAUUAAACAAAUGAAAACAUUUUAAAAGUAAGCAAACAAACAAAUAAUACAAUAAAAUACAAUUCAAUAUCAACCUGAUUUAUAACGAUGCAUGAUAUCUGAAUCAAUCGUUUGUAAAUGAUUAUUUUAUUAGUUUUGUCCAAAAUUAUUCAACAAAAAUCAAUUUUAAAAAGAAGGUUAUAAACAAAAUGUAUAAAAAAAAUUUUAAAUUUUUUUAAAUGAAAAGAGAAUUUAAAUUUUACACAAUAUGAAUAUUUUGUAAUUAGUUGAAAAUUAUGCCUUAAUUAAAACUAAUUUAUAUAAAUUAUUAUAAAAAAAAUAAAGUAUUUUAAGCAAAAUAUUAGCCAAAAAAA